This is a messenger RNA of Dracunculus medinensis (Guinea worm), 1407 nucleotides long. NCBI's taxonomy places the organism in Eukaryota, Metazoa, Nematoda, Chromadorea, Rhabditida, Dracunculidae. The record is from the annotation of a GenBank genome assembly.
AUAGGAAUCCUCUUAUCCCAAAAUAAUCUCUUAACAACCUCCCACGUUGCGAUAUGGGAUUUAAAACGAGUAAGUUGGUCGAAAUGGAAAUUACAACGUCGUCAUUUAUUUGCACUUCUUGCGUUUUUUGGUUUCGUAAAUAUCUAUGCGAUGCGAGCCAAUUUAUCGGUGGCAAUUGUUCAAAUGACAAGCAAUACCACACAAUUCAUCGAUGGUACUCUUGUUUUCAAACCAGAAUUUGGUGAGUGGGAUUCAGUUACGCAAGGAACUAUUUUAAGCUCAUUUUUUUAUGGCUAUAUUUUGACACAAGUACCAGGUGGUUAUCUCGCACAUCGUCAUGGAGGAAAACUCGUCUUUCUGCUAGGCGUAUUUGGAACAGCUGUUUUAACCAUUCUUACGCCACCUUUAGCGCAUAUGGGGAAAUACUUGUUAAUUGCUGCGAGAUUUUCUGAAGGAAUGCUUGAGGGAGUGACAUAUCCGGCAAUGCAUGUGCUUUGGAUUCAUUGGGCAACACCAGUGGAAAGGACUCAGUUAGCGUCUUUUGCAUUCUCUGGCGCAUAUAUUGGCACCGUUUUUGCUAUGGUUAUCUCAGCGAUCCUCGGACAUCAUUUUGGAUGGCCAUUAAUUUUUUAUUUUUUCGGCUGCUUGGCAUUUGUUUGGUGUUUUAUUUGGAUAAAAUAUAUAAAUGAUUCACCAGGAAAUGACCAGUACAUAACAACUGAGGAGCUUACUUGGUUGCAAAAAAAUUCUCAGAGUACCAACUAUCUUGUAGUUCCAUGGAACAAUAUUUUCACCAGCAAAAGUGUUUGGGCAAUUGUUACGGCACAUUUCUGUGAAAAUUGGGGUUUUUAUACAAUGUUGACGAGUUUACCCCGAAUUUUGUCGGAUUUGAUGAAUUAUGAAUUAGAAAAGGCAGGCUUUUUUGCUGCGUUACCAUAUUUUUUGCUGGGAAUUGUAUUAAUAAUUUGCGGAAAUUUGCAAGAUAUUCUUCGUGAUCGUUAUAUGUGGUCAACAGUCAAGACACGUAAAUAUUUUUGUUGCUUGGGUUUUAUUUGCCAGGCUAUUUUCAUAUCAUUGGCUGCUAUUCAUGCUCCGGCCAAUGUAGUAAUGUUAUCAGUAGUUGUUUCGAUUGCUUUAGGAGGUCUUCCGUGGAGUGCGUUUUCUGUUAACCAUCUUGAUAUAGCUCCUCAGUAUGCUGGGCAUUUGAUGGGGUUAUCUAAUACGAUUGCAACAUUACCAGGCAUGUUUAGCCCAAUUUUCGUUGGUUUUAUCAUGCCGAAUGAAUGGCAUAUUAUUUUUCUGGUAACAGCUGGAAUCUAUCUUGUGGGUGCUUUUAUUUACUGGCGUUGUGCAAGUGGUGAAAUCCAAAACUGGGCAUCAUUCCAUGAACGUUCGGUUAUGGACUGA